Messenger RNA from Triticum dicoccoides, 1752 nucleotides. RefSeq names its product cytochrome P450 71A1-like. The transcript is spliced from 4 exons. Lineage: Eukaryota; Viridiplantae; Streptophyta; Magnoliopsida; Poales; Poaceae. The coding region runs from base 166 to 1752 and encodes 528 amino acids. The record is from RefSeq and is a predicted model, not a curated record. Gene Ontology annotation, molecular function: oxidoreductase activity, acting on paired donors, with incorporation or reduction of molecular oxygen; monooxygenase activity; iron ion binding.
CUCACAAGUCACGUCGCCUUUUCUCGCGGGAAAAUAAAGUCACAACGCCACACCUGCACCUAAUAAUCGAAUCAAAAUGUCACAACACGCUACACGAUAUAUACCCCAUUGAGCAAUGAUUUUCAAGUACAGUGGUAUCCAGCACAGUUGUCGAGCAGAAGGAGGAUGUCUCCGUACGCUGUGCUCGUCGCGGCCGUCGCCGUGCUCGUCGCCUUCUGCUGCGCGACCAGGAAAGCUCGAGGCAAGAACAGUAAGCUCCCGCCAUCGCCCCCGGCGAUCCCGCUGUUCGGCCACCUCCACCUCCUGGGCCGCCUCGCGCACCGCUCCCUGCGCGACCUGCACGCUCGGUACGGCAGCGACGGCGGCCUCCUGCUCCUGCAGCUCGGGCGCAGGCGGACGCUGGUGGUGUCCACGGCGGCCGCGGCGGCGGACCUGUACAAGAACCACGACCUCGCAUUCGCCUCCCGCGUGCUCAGCGCGCCGGUGCACAAGCUCUCCUACGGCUCGAUCAACGUCUCCUUCGCGCCAUACGGCGACGUCUGGCGCCGCAGCAAGAAGAUGGCCGUCGUCCACCUGCUCUCCCAGCGCCGCGCCGACUCGUUCGCCCCCAUGCGAGCCGCCGAGGCGGCCGCCCUCGUCGCGGGAGUCCGCCGCGCGGCGGAGGCCGGGGAGGCCGUGGAGCUGAGGGGGCUCCUGUACGGCUACGGCAACGCGGUGGUCACCCGCGCGGCCACCGGCGCCGCGGGGGCCACGGCCGAGAGAAUGAAGCAGCUGAUGGGCAACUCCGCGGCGCUCAUGUCGGGGCUCCAGGCGGAGGACGUGCUUCCCGACGCGGCGGCGAAGGUGGUGAGGUGGGCGACGGGGUUCGAGAAGAGGCUGGACGACCAGAUGGAGGCGUGGCACAAGUUCCUGUCCGAGAUAAUCGCCGAGCACCUUGAGAAGAAGAAGUGUGACGACAUCGCAGGGGAGGAGGACUUCUUGGACGUCUUGCUGCGGCUGAGGGAAGAAGGCACCGCCGGACUCGACCUCACCGACGAUCGCAUCAUAAGCAUUGUUCAGCGAGUAACAGUCCGUUACACCUGUCUCCACAAGCUCCGAAACAAGCAAAUCAUAGCAAACAAGGGUGUAGCUGAGGACAUGAUCUUCGCCGGAACUGAGACAUCAUCUAUUACGCUGGAAUGGGCCAUGGCGGAGCUCACGAGAAAACCCCACACAAUGGCCAAGUUGCGGGCCGAGGUAACACGAGUCACCAACGACAAGUUGGCCAUCGAAGAAGAUGACCUCAGCAGGAUGGAGUACCUCAAGGCGGUGUUGAGGGAGGUGAUGCGUCUCCACCCACCAACACCACUCCUCAUCCCACACGAGUCGACGGCGACGUCGAUCGUCCAAGGCUACGAGAUCCCGGCAAAGACGACACUCUUUAUCAAUGCGUGGGCAAUCGGGAGGGACCCCAUUGCGUGGGGUGAAGGGGCGGAGGAGUUUUUGCCUGAGAGGUUCUUGGCCAACGGUAACGCGACAGACGUGGACGUGAGGGGAAACGACUACCAACUCCUCCCAUUCGGUGCCGGUCGACGACUCUGUCCCGCCAUCAACUUCGCGAUGCCGACGCUAGAGAUUGCGCUAGCUUGCCUCGUACGCCACUUCGACUGGGGUCUCGCCGCUGGCACAUGUCUGGAGAUGGGCGAGGCCCCGGGGCUGGCCACACCUCCGUCGACUCCGGUGCGCCUUGUCCCCGGAUGCAUAACAACUUAA